AUGCUAACAUGUUCAAAAAAUCUGAAAUUAAAAUUAUAUACUGUUCCUGAUGAUUAGUUUCCUAAAAAGAGACAUACUACUUCAAGAUCAUUGAAGUUAAGUUCAAGAAGAAAAAGUAUCAUAAUUAAAUAUUUUAAAGAAUUACAAGAUGACUAUGAUAUAUUUUAAUACUUAAAAAACGAGAAUACAUCAGACAAUUAUAUGACAUCAUUAACAGAUAGAAAGGAAACUAGCUAACUUCAUUAUAACAAUAUUUCAGAAAUAAAGGCCAGUAACUUGUUUGAGAAAGAUAAAGGGUUCUUAAAAAAGUUUAAUGAGGUACAAUCAAAAAGAAAAUAAGAAUAACUUUUGAAGGCUGAUUAUUUAUUAAAGAAAGAUUUAGCAGACUUGAAUAAAAUUGCUUAAAAUAGUGUUUAAUCAUUUUCAAGUCAUUUUUCUCUUUAUAAUCAUUUCCACUUCGAACAUUUAUUAGAACCUCAAACAGCUAGACAUGAUUUGUAAUUACCACCUAAAUAAACUUUUACAAUUUUAAGUAAUCCGAAUAAAAAGGAUAGAACUUAUAAGGUUCCCUUGCACUAACCAUUUAUCUCAUAAGAUAAGAUAAUAAAUGAAUAAUCUUUAGAGAAAGUAAGAUUUUUGAAUAAUAAAAUGAAUCGAAUGAGCUUGAAUGUAUAGUAGUUAAUAAAUGAAGUUAAUAACAAAAUUAGAUCCUUUGAGUGAAUAGUAUUUUCAAAUGAUCUAAGAUGGAAAUGUAGAUGAACUCAAAUAAAUGAUAAAGAAAUACCCUCAUUUAUUAUAAUAAAGAACUAGAGUAAUGAUUAUAAUUUAAUAGGAUAGUUACAAGAGACAGGUCUACAUGUGGCUGUAAAGAGAAAUAAGAUCUAAAUAGUGGAAUUACUAUUAAAUAAUUAGAUUGAUGAAUUCGCAAGAAAUAUUGUAAGUUUAUUAUAUAUAAAAAUAAGUGGGGAUAAACAUCAAGAUAAUUGGCAUUCAAAUUAUAAUAUCGUAACAUUUUAAAAGUAUUAUAUAAUGGAUUAUAAAGAUGCUUACUUAUGAUUAGAAUUAGUGAUUAUAGAUUAAAAUUUUAUAUAAUUAAUUUAUUAAUUAGCAUACAAUGGUAAAGAUUUCAAUUCCACAUUUUAUAGGCAUCUCUUUUGAAUAUGGUUUAAGGUUAACCUCUAAUUGAAGUGACUUUGGAUGGUAUUGAGACACGUAAACACACUAGAUUUUAGGAUAAAUAAUUAGGGGCUUUAAGAUUACCUGUCUAUUCUGUAAUUGAUAUUGAAUUAAUUAUAUAAAAUAGGGUGAUGAUGAUAUUUCUGGAGUUAUUGAAGUAAAAAUGAACAAAUAAAAAAAAAUAGAACAUAUGGGAAUUCGAGUUGAAUUAAUUGGAAGAAUUGGUAAGAAUUAUACAUUUAUGAAUAAAAGAAAUUCUUAAUGAUCAAAAAUAAAGUUCAGAUUUUAUGUCAAUGUCAAGAGAAUUAGAGCCAUAAGGUUUAAUGUUUGAGGACAAAACAUAUAAAUUUUAAUUUUAGAAGUUUGAGAAACAAUAUGAAAGUUAUUAUGGAAACACAGUUAGAUUAAGAUAUUAUUUAAAAGUGUAUAUGACUAGAAGUUAUGGAAAAGUAUAGAAAGAAAUAGACUUUGCUGUUUUGAUUCCACAACCAGAAUUAGAGGAUUAACCAUAAACUUCAUUAAAAUUAGAAGUAUUGAAUUCAUAUUAACUUAAUAGGUUGGUAUUGAAGAAUGUUUACAUAUUGAUUUUGAAUAUUUUAAGAGUAGAUAUCAUUUAAGAGAUGUUGUUACAGGAAAAGUGAAUUUCUAUUUAGUGAAAAUCAAAAUCAAAUAUAUGGAAUUGGCAGUGAUUAGAAAAGAAUAAUAUGGAUAAGGACCUUAAUAAUAGACAGAUAAUGAGACAUUAGUCAAAUAUGAAUUAAUGGAUGGAUGUCCUUAGAAAGGAGAAGUGAUUCCAAUUAGAUUAUAUUUAAGUGGUGUAGAUAUAACACCAUCUGUUAAAAAUGUAAGUGGUAAAUUUAGUGUUAAAUACAUAUUAAAUUUGAUAUUAGUAGAUGAAGAUGAUAGAAGAUAUUUUAAAUAAUAAGAAAUAACAAUUUAUAGAAAGAAAUGA
Molecule: messenger RNA, 2128 nt
Organism: Paramecium primaurelia
Lineage: Eukaryota; Ciliophora; Oligohymenophorea; Peniculida; Parameciidae
Source: the annotation of a GenBank genome assembly